Messenger RNA from Nicotiana tabacum (common tobacco), 3087 nucleotides. The record is from RefSeq and is a predicted model, not a curated record. NCBI's taxonomy places the organism in Eukaryota, Viridiplantae, Streptophyta, Magnoliopsida, Solanales, Solanaceae.
GUCACGAGAGAUAGAACCCUCUGUUUUUCCAAUUUUCUUGUUCGAAUCCUGUUAAAAAAAAUAAAAAAACCAACAACCAGAAAAAACUCGAUCAACCGCCGAACUCGAGUCGCCGCACCGCCAUGUAUCGGAGUCGGUCGGCGCGAUCCCCGAACCUCCGUGAACCGGACAUUCGACUCGCCGAGUCCGAUAAAAUUGAAGGUGCCGGUGGUUGGGACGCCCUUGAAUGGACUAAAAUCGAUCCUGUUGCCAGGCCGGUUCCAAUUGGAGUGAAACAAUUCUUGCUGGCGGAUGAGUAUGUUGUAGUAGAGGGUUAUGGGGUAGUUCUUGUCAACACUGAUGAUGCUGGAACCUUAUUUGUGACUAAUUUUCGCCUCCUUUUCUUGAGUGAAGGGUCUAGAGAUAUCAUUGCACUUGGCACAGUACCAUUGGCGACCAUUGAGAAGUUCCAGAAAAUUGUUAUGAAGCUUCCAUCAGGUCAGCGUCAGCCUGAAAAGACUGGUUCACAGCGAUUGCUUCAGAUCAUUGGCAAAGAUAUGAGAAUCAUUGUCUUUGGUUUUCGUCCUCGAACCAAGCAGAGGCGUGCUGUCUAUGAUGCAUUAUUACGGUGUGCAAGGCCUACAAGGUUAUGGGAUCUCUAUGCAUUUGCCGGUGGCCAUUCCAGGUUUAGUAACACGAAUCCCAAAGUAAGGCUGUUGAAUGAGUACUGCCGACUUCUUGGGAUGGGGUUCUGUCAAGCUUCUAUCCGUGCUAUUGAAGAUGGGUCAUUCACACUCUCAAAUGAGUAUUGGAGAAUAAGCAGUGUGAACUCUAAUUACACAAUGUCUCCAACUUAUCCAUUUGCUUUACUCUUACCAAAGUCCAUAAGUGAUGACAAAGUGCUGCAGGCUUGUACAUUCCGUGCACGGUGUAGGCUGCCAGCCAUAACAUGGUGUGACAGAGGAACUGGGGCUGUUCUUGCACGUUCUUCUCAGCCGCUAGUUGGCCUCAUGAUGAAUAUGAGAAGCAAUGCAGAUGAGAAUCUAGUUGCUGCACUGUGUACUCAAACUGCUGGAGAGAAACGGAGGAAGCUAUAUAUUGCUGAUGCAAGGCCCAGGAAAAAUGCUUUAGCAAAUGGGGCAAUGGGAGGUGGAUCAGAGUCAUCUGCAAACUAUUUUCAGUCUGAGAUUGUUUUCUUUGGCAUCGAUAAUAUACAUGCAAUGAGGGAGAGUCUUGGUCGGCUUAGAGACUAUUUAGAUACUCAUGGUACUACUUCAUCAGAUGGAAUGUCAUCUUUUCUGGUAUGCCGUUACACUGGGUGGUUAAUACAUGUUCAAACUGUCCUGGCUGGUUCUGCUUGGAUUGCUGCACGUGUUGCACUAGAAUCAGCUUCCGUUCUUGUUCAUUGCAGCGAUGGAUGGGAUCGAACUACGCAAUUGGUCUCACUUGCCAGCUUGCUACUUGACCCAUACUAUCGUACAAUUAAAGGAUUUCAGGCACUUGUAGAGAAAGAUUGGCUUGCAUUUGGUCAUCCAUUUUCAGAUCGUCUGGGAAUGCCCACUAUAUCUGGAAGUGGCAACAUGCCGUUUGAAUUAUCUCGUCAGGCUUCGACUGGAAGUUUACCUUCAUCACCCAUGCGGCAAGUGUCAGGGUCAUCCUCAUCUCAAGCUCAAAAUUCAUCUCAUGCACAGAACCAAAAUUCCCCCAUUUUCUUGCAGUGGGUUGACUGUGUUGCACAGUUGUUAAGGAUGUACCCUUUUGCCUUCGAGUUCUCUUCGGCUUUCCUGGUGGAUCUUCUGGAUUGCAUGCUUUCUUGCCGUUUUGGAAACUUUUUGUGCAAUAGCGAGAAGGAAAGAGAGCAAGCUGGUAUUUCUGAUGCUUGUGGAUGCCUGUAUAUGUAUUUAGCUGAACUACGGGCAUCGGAAGGAAGCUCUCAUGCGCAUUACAACCUGUUCUAUGACCCGUUGAAACAUGAUGGUCCGUUACUACCACCAGCAGCAGCUUUAGCUCCAACUGUUUGGCCUCAGUUUCACCUUCGUUGGGCUUGCCCGUCGGAGGCACAAGGUGGAGAAGUUGAGGCAGAAUGCAGGAAGCUGACGAGAAAAUUCUCUGAGCUGCAAAGGGCAAAAGAAGCAGCAGAAACAAGACUGAACGAAAUAAGUGUCACAGUGGAGUCCUUAGUUACAGAAUUGAGAAAUGAGAAACUUGUGAGCACCUCUGCCAGGGAUGCUGUAAAAAGAGCCAGCAAAGAAACUGCUACUAUAAAGCGUGCGGUACAAUCUUUGGGUUUUAAUGUCUAUUUUUCAGUAGAUGGAGACUGUAAUGUAUGCAUUGAAAGCAACCCAACAGAAAUUCCUCAGCGUUCUGUCUGCUCAGUUUCUACAACAAAUUCUAAUGGUUCAGUACAUGGCAGUGAGAAAUCAGACCUCUCUGAACCUGUUACAGUGAUGCAAGAUGAUGUUUCCGACAAUCCUCUCAUCCAAGUUUGUGAAUCGUUGUGCCCUAUGCACAGUAGAGACAGUGGGUGCAGGUGGCCAAAUCCUGGUUGUGCCAAGUUUCGGAGCCAAUUUGUUGGUUUGAAGGCCAACUUUGAUGCAUUUGAUCGCCUUCCGAUAUACGACAAUUAUUUCGGAACUUAAAAAGACGGUUGAACCAAGCCUACUUUCUUGCUUCAAACUUCAUUUAUCUGGUCAGAUAUCUAUGUACAGUCAGAAAUUGAAUGGAGGCAGUAGGUUCAAUUGUAUUUUGGCAAAAAAUUACGACAAACAAAUUAGAUAAGCAGCAACAGGCACAGCUUAAACCUGGUGGCUGUUAGAUGAGAUGGUCUCAGAACUGUACAUAGGAACUGAUAGAGUUUUCAUGUGGACCAUCUGAUAGUUUUGACAUUGUGAGAAUCUCACGUGAAGAUGAUUAUAACUGAUAUUGUAUGCUUAGGAGUUAGGACUGAUGAUGUAGGAUUUUGGUCACUGCAAUUUCCUCAUUCGAGUGUAUAUUACGACGUAGGUAUUCCUCUUCCUAAGUUUCUAUAGGGAUUCUUUCUGCAUUCUUGUAAAUAAGGACAAAUAAUGAUGAGUUCUGAAUAAAAUGGUUCCAGCAGACUUCUAUCUG